Messenger RNA from Ricinus communis (castor bean), 1213 nucleotides. RefSeq names its product vesicle-associated protein 4-1. The transcript has 7 exons. Lineage: Eukaryota; Viridiplantae; Streptophyta; Magnoliopsida; Malpighiales; Euphorbiaceae. The coding region runs from base 146 to 1033 and encodes 295 amino acids. The record is from RefSeq and is a predicted model, not a curated record. Gene Ontology annotation, cellular component: plasma membrane; endoplasmic reticulum membrane. Gene Ontology annotation, biological process: endoplasmic reticulum membrane organization.
UAUAUAAACUAUAAAUCGUGUUAACUUUCACCGAAAUAAACAGUUUCUCCAAAGAGAAAGAAACAAAAUCUUAAAAAAAGAAAGGAAAAGAAAAAGAAACCAUUUUUUAAAACACAAAAACAAAUUUCAUCUUUUCUUUAAGACAAUGGUGGGUGUUAAUGGAGAGAAACAAGACGCUGAUAGGAAAGUUUGGAGCCUUUGUAAAAUGCCCUUUUGGCAAACUAACAAUGCCACUUCUUCUGCAACUACCUCUGCUUCUUCCUCUUCGUCUUCUUCUUCUUCUUCUUCUUCCUCUUCUUCUUCAUCCACUUGCACAUCUUCCAGUUCCAUGAGUAGUAAUAAUAGUAUCAAUGGCAAUAAUGUUUGCCAACAGAGCCAGACUCAUCAGCUUGGAGGAGAAAGAUCGAGUCUUUAUUCUACCAAUACGGUGUCUCUUGUUGCCAAGUCUUUAUUGCCUACUAGAAGAAGACUCAGGCUUGAUCCUCCUAACAAGCUCUAUUUUCCCUAUGAACCUGGUAAACAGGCGAGGAGCGCUAUUGGCAUAAAAAACAUUUCCAAAUCUCAUGUUGCUUUCAAGUUCCAAACAACUGCACCAAAGAGCUGUUACAUGCGCCCUCCUGGAGGUAUACUUGCUCCUGGUGAAAGUCUUAUUGCAACUGUAUUCAAAUUUGUGGAGCCUCCUGAGAACAAUGAAAGACCAUUGGAACAGAAGAGCAGGGUCAAGUUCAAAAUCAUGAGCUUAAAAGUGAAAGGAGAAAUGGAAUAUGUUCCUGAGAUGUUUGAUGAGCAGAAGGAUCAAGUAGCAGUUGAGCAAAUCUUGCGGGUCAUUUUUCUUGAUCCAGAAUGCCCUAACCCUGCUCUAGAAAAACUCAAGCGACAAUUGGCUGAAGCUGAAGCUGAGCUAGAGGCACGCAAGAAACCUGCUGAAGAGACAGGAGCCAGAGUUGUGGGAGAAGGGCUUGUUAUUGAUGAAUGGAAAGAGAGAAGGGAAAGAUACCUGGCGAGACAGCAGAUUGAAGUAGACUCUGUGUGAAAGUUGUGUUUGUUUUAGUUUUUGUUGUAAGAAAGUUGUGUUUGGUGAGCUGAAGUUUCCAUGUAAUGCGAGGUUGAUUUGUUUAGUGGUGGAUGUUGAGGUGUGCCAAGAGAGGCUCGUAAGACAUCAAAAUUUGUAAAGCAAAUAUUUACUAUCAGAUCACACAAACUUCAACAAGUA